Odocoileus virginianus texanus is the source of this 2033-nucleotide messenger RNA. RefSeq names its product achaete-scute family bHLH transcription factor 4 (gene ASCL4). Gene Ontology annotation, molecular function: RNA polymerase II transcription regulatory region sequence-specific DNA binding; protein dimerization activity; DNA-binding transcription factor activity, RNA polymerase II-specific. The record is from RefSeq and is a predicted model, not a curated record. Gene Ontology annotation, biological process: developmental process; regulation of transcription by RNA polymerase II. Lineage: Eukaryota; Metazoa; Chordata; Mammalia; Artiodactyla; Cervidae.
GCCUUGAUGGAAGCGCUUUUCCAAUUGCUUCAGGCUGAUCAUUUAGAGUAAACAGGGAAGCAUAGGACUUGUCAAAAAAGCAUGUUAGGGCAACAACUUGGCUCCUGAGGAACAGGCACAAAGUCUGAUUAUAAAUGUGUGUGUGUGUGGGGGGGGGGGGUUGCGUCUCUUGUUUUUAGGUUGGACUUUUAAAGUGGAAGCUGCCUUUAAUGUGCUGGUUUGUAGAACAGGAAAUCUGAUUUUCAGUGUGAUAACACAUUCUUUGACAUUAACCAGUACAGUGGAUUUUUAAUGACACUUUGAUCUUCAAAGUUCUUCACCAACACGGUGGAUUAAUUAUUCAUUUUUUAGUUAUGUUUUAAAAAGACAGUCUUCAAAGCCAUCAUCCUUUCUCCUUGGAAAUGGGGCUCUCCCCCUUCACCCUCAAGGGUGAAAAUAAAUUGCAUCUCUCUCUUUUUUUUAAACAAAAAGAAUACAAUAGAAAUAUACUCUUUACACUAUGGAGAGAUGAUGUCCUUAUAUCCUGGGUGGGAUUAGAAGAGGUCUGGAAGCAGUGUUUAAGCUGUGUUUACAGUAAGCACUGAGAAAUAACUUUGGCUAAAAGUGUUUGUUACUGCUCAGCCUUUUGAUGUGCUCUUAAAAAGUAGCACAAAUACAUCACUGCCCAGUCUUCAACAUAAUAAUAUGCAGACCCUUAUAUUUGUUGCUAAAGUGUAUUUCUUUUCUGUUCCCUUCAAAAAAUGUCUACUUGGGUUUUUAAAAGGUUUAGUUUUGGAGAAGAAAACCCUCAAACUUUCCCCGAGGUCCUCCCUGACUUGACACAUUUUUUAACCACAAGGGAGCAGUCUUCCCUUUGAUGAGGUCUUCUCUCCAACUCUCCAGAAAUGAAAGAGCAAGUGUAAGUUUGCAAACAGUCUAAAAGCUCCUUCCAUUAGCCCUGGACGCCGGAAACCACAAAGGGCAGUCAAGUUUUGAUUUUCAAGGAGAAAGCCUCUGGUAAACUUUCGCUCAGCCUCCAGUAGAUCUGUUGGUUCCUGGGAGGAGCUCUUCUGAAACCUUGAAGAUUUCUGUGCUCAUGAAGACCCAGAGCGGUGGAUUACAGUAAUUGUAAAGCUUUUGGUGGCUUUGGAAGAUUACCCAGUGUUUGGUGUGCAUUCUCAUUUCCAGGCCACGGGACCGAGGAGAGGAACUCCUUUUGUUAUCUUUUUAAAUAAGAAGAUCAGAAGGGAAGAGAGGGUUUGAAGUGUGGAUUAGGGGGGUCCUAAAUCUUUGCCUAUCACCUCCGCCUGAAUCAUUAUAAAAAGAUCGAGGGGUGCAAUGAACUUAGGGAAUCCUGCAACGUUUUCUUAAAACUUGUUCUGAAACCUAGCUUCCGGACCCAGAAACUUCUCCAAAAGCUGACCAGCAGUGUCAGGCAGUCUGAAUGGACCAGGAUCUCCGCUUUGAAGAUUUUCAGUCUCAUCUGCUGGGAGAUUCAUCUCUGGGGUAAUUGGUUUUCUCUUUGGCGAAUGAUGGAGAAACGUCCACAGGCCGGACUGCUGACCCUGCCGUAUCACCUGCGCCGGGUGCCCCUGGGCGUGCCGAGGUCCCUGCCCCGCCUCCCCCUGCGGGACUCCUUCAGAGUCUCCGAGAGUCUGGACCCCGCGUGCUGGGAGCCGGCGCUCGGCGGCGGCGGCGCCCCGAAGCGGCCCUACCUGCCCCUCCGGCUGGACGGCGCCUUCGAGCCCGCCUUUCUCCGCAAGCGCAACGAGCGCGAGCGGCAGCGAGUGCGCUGCGUGAACGAGGGGUACGCGCGCCUCCGAGACCACCUGCCCCGCGAGCUGGCGCACAAGCGCCUCAGCAAAGUGGAGACUCUCCGCGCCGCCAUCGGCUACAUCAAGCAGCUCCAGGAGGUGCUGGAGCGCCACGCGCGGGGACAGGAGGGUGCGGCCGGUGCCGGCUCCUCGCGCAGGGCCGAAUGCAACAGCGACGGCGAGUCCAAGGCCUCAUCGGCUCCUUCGCCCAGCAGCGAGCCCGAGGACGGGGCCAGCUAG